Molecule: messenger RNA, 1256 nt
Organism: Erigeron canadensis
Lineage: Eukaryota; Viridiplantae; Streptophyta; Magnoliopsida; Asterales; Asteraceae
Product: protein TRANSPARENT TESTA GLABRA 1
Exons: 1
Coding region: 121-1137 (338 amino acids)
Cellular component (GO): nucleus
Molecular function (GO): protein binding
Source: RefSeq, a predicted model, not a curated record
AAUUCUUCUUCCUUCCUUCCAACUUCCAACCCUCCUCCAUCUCUAUAAUCUGUAUCUGUAUCUAUAUCUGUAUAUAUUCUCCCAAAUUUCUUACCCUCAACCAAAAUCCAUAACCAAAAAAUGGACAACACAUCAACAACUCUGGAAUCCCAAAUCCAUUCCGACCAAACCAACCCAAAUUCAAUCACAUACUCAUCACCAUUCACUCUCUACUCCAUGGCCAUUUCUUCCUCCUCCCAAUCUCACCGUCUCGCAAUCGGAAGCUUCAUCGAAGAAUAUUCCAACAAAAUCAACAUUCUUGACUUCAACCCACAAACACUUUCCAUCAAACCAACCCCCAUUUCCUUCACCCACCCAUACCCACCAACCAAACUCAUGUUCCAACCAAACCCAAAUUCGAAACAGCUUCUCGCGUCGUCUGGCGACUUCUUACGUCUCUACAGCCUCCAAGAAACGUCAAGUGAGUUGCUUUCUGUGUUUAAUAAUAGUAAAAGUAGUGAAUAUUGUGCCCCUUUGACUUCUUUUGACUGGAAUGAGUUAGAACCUAGGAGAAUUGGCACUUCUAGUAUAGAUACUACUUGUACGAUUUGGGAUAUCGAAAAAGGGGUUGUGGAGACACAAUUAAUUGCCCAUGAUAAAGAAGUUAAUGAUAUUGCUUGGGGUGAAGCAGGGGUGUUUGCUUCUGUUUCUGCAGAUGGGUCAGUUAGAGUUUUUGAUUUACGAGAUAAAGAACAUUCGACGAUUAUUUAUGAAAGUCCUCAACCCGAUACGCCUUUAUUGAGAUUGGCGUGGAAUAAACAGGAUUUGAGAUACAUGGCGACUAUUUUGAUGGAUAGUAAUAAGAUUGUGAUCCUUGAUAUUAGGUCGCCUACAUUGCCUGUAGCGGAAUUGGAGAGACAUAGAGGUAGUGUUAACGCGAUUUCUUGGGCUCCUACGAGCUCUCAGCAUAUUUGUUCUGCUGGAGAUGAUGCGCAGGCGCUUAUUUGGGAGUUGCCGACUGUGGCUGGACCAAAUGGCAUUGAUCCUAUGUCUAUGUAUUUGGCUGGGGCCGAGAUUAAUCAGCUCCAGUGGUCUGCUGCUAUGCCUGAUUGGAUUGCUAUUGCCUUCGAGAACAAACUGCAGCUUCUGAAAGUUUGAGGUAGAACCCGUGUGAUCUACAUAAUAUAGUUUCUGUAUUUAUUUGAUGCAUUAUAUAUAGUAAAUGGAACAUCUAUGAUCUAUGAUGCUAAAUAUAUGUUACUUUUGUACUUCAUUUA